GCGGAGCCUGCCCCUCAGCUUCAAGCGGCAGCGAGGAGAGCUUCACAGAUCGCUAGGCUUCUCCGCGGAGUGCCGCCUCCUGCCGCGCCUCCGCCCUUUCCUCGGCCCCACGCCGGGUUCUUCCUCUUCAGACUGCUCUCAGCCCACGCGCCCGCCGGUUCCGUUAUGGCGACCAGCAGCCCCAGCGUUGUGAUUAGUGAUGAUGAACCUGGUUAUGACCUAGAUUUAUUUUGUAUACCUCGUCAUUAUGCUGAGGAUUUGGAAAAGGUGUUUAUUCCUCAUGGACUAAUUAUGGACAGGACCGAACGGCUUGCUCGAGAUGUGAUGAAGGAGAUGGGAGGCCAUCACAUCGUAGCCCUCUGCGUGCUCAAGGGGGGCUAUAAAUUUUUUGCUGACCUGCUGGAUUACAUCAAAGUCCUGAACAGAAAUAGUGAUAGAUCCAUUCCUAUGACUGUAGAUUUUAUCAGACUGAAGAGCUACUGUAAUGACCAGUCAACAGGGGACAUAAAAGUGAUUGGUGGAGAUGAUCUCUCAACUUUAACUGGAAAGAAUGUCUUGAUUGUUGAAGAUAUAAUUGACACUGGUAAAACAAUGCAAACCUUGCUUUCCCUGGUCAAGCAGCAUAAUCCAAAGAUGGUCAAGGUUGCAAGUUUGCUGGUAAAAAGGACCCCUCGAAGUGUUGGAUAUAGACCAGACUUUGUUGGAUUUGAAAUUCCAGACAAGUUCGUUGUAGGAUAUGCCCUUGACUAUAAUGAAUACUUCAGGGAUUUGAAUCAUGUUUGUGUUAUUAGUGAAACUGGAAAAGCAAAAUACAAAGCCUGAGAUGAGAGCUCAACUUGAGUUUGGAAACACUUGGAGUUCCAUUGAAGUCACCAGUAAAGUUACCAAACGUUCUAGUUCUGUGGCCAGCUGCUUAAUAAGAUUUUAUUGCAUGUAUCUUCUAAGAAUUUUAUCUGUUUUGUAUUUUAGAAAUGUCAGUUGCUGCAUUCCUGAACUCUUUAUUUGCACUAUGAACUUAUAGACGAUCAGUUCCCUUUAGGUGGAUUGUUGUUUGACUUGUGAAUGAAAAAAAAUCUCUUAAACCACACCACUACUGAAUGAAAUAUUGAAAUUGUAUCUCUAAGAAACAUUUAAAGAGAAGAUAUAUUAGUUUUUUAAUUGGUAUUUUAAUUUUUAUAUAUUCAGGAAAGAACAGAAGUGAUUAAAUAUUGUUAAUUAUACCACUAUGUGUUUAGAAAAGUAAGAAGCAGUCAGUUUUCAUAUCAAUAACAGCUAAGAGAUAGUGUUAGGUUAGAUAAACCAUAUGUUCUGGAAUUAUUUUUAGCAGUAUUUCAGUAUUAUUAACUACAUUUUCCUGCUUGUUCAGUUUAUUUCUGGUGAAUCUUUGUUAACAGUUCAUUUUAAAUGCAAUUCAAUAAAUUCCAAAUACUUUACCACUUUUUGAAUUCUUCAGUGUAAAAAUCCUUAGAAUAAAGGCUGUCUCUUUAAAAGAAA
Messenger RNA from Hipposideros armiger (great roundleaf bat), 1494 nucleotides. It is a transcript of the gene HPRT1, whose product is annotated as hypoxanthine phosphoribosyltransferase 1. Gene Ontology annotation, biological process: IMP salvage; GMP salvage; hypoxanthine metabolic process. Bases 166 to 822 code for a protein of 218 amino acids. The transcript has 9 exons. The record is from RefSeq and is a predicted model, not a curated record. Gene Ontology annotation, cellular component: cytosol. NCBI's taxonomy places the organism in Eukaryota, Metazoa, Chordata, Mammalia, Chiroptera, Hipposideridae. Gene Ontology annotation, molecular function: hypoxanthine phosphoribosyltransferase activity; magnesium ion binding.